ACUGCAGAAAAUAAAAAUAGAAAAAGAAAAGGCGAAAUCGACGCCAUUACGCUAUCCCGAUCCUUCCUGAGCAUUUCUUCGCUUUUCCUUUCUCGGAUUACAACCUUACAGGUUCGGGUUUCAGGCUAUCAAAAUUAUUCUUUUGCAAGAAUGGCGAUGACUGUUGAGGGCUUGCCGGGCUUGCUUUCAUGUUUUCAGCUAGCAUUCUGCUACAAAUCCUGGCUUGUGCUCUAUUCAACAACUGGUGGCCCAUGUUAUCAGCUCUCAUGUAUGUGAUCGUGCCUAUGCCUUGUCUCUUCUUUGGAGGGGGGUCCACUCAGUUUUUGACUAGCCGGGAUGGUGGAGGCUGGGUAGAUGCUGCUAAAUUCAUGACUGGAGCAUCAGCUGUUGGAAGUAUAGCCAUUCCGAUCAUCCUCCGGCAUGCUCAUAUGAUCGAGACUAGUGCUAUGUUCAUUGAAUUCACAUCAUUUUUCAUAUUUGUCUGUACUGUCAUGUGUUUCCAUCGUGCCAGCCUUGAGGAUGACUGGUGACUUAUCUUAUAUCCGUUAAAUUCGCAGCUGAGUUGCGUCCUGUAUUAUUGACUAGUUAUGGCAAUCAAGAAUCUGGGUCAAUGGAAAAGAAACCAAAAAAUCCCUCCUUUUUGUAUAUCCUCUUCUUGUAUACCUUUUAAAGGCACUGACAAACGCAUGCUUUUUUUGAUUGACAGGGUUUCCCUAGUGGAGCUGAUUAUUGCAAGUAAGAUAACUACUUCACAA
Molecule: messenger RNA, 755 nt
Organism: Tripterygium wilfordii
Lineage: Eukaryota; Viridiplantae; Streptophyta; Magnoliopsida; Celastrales; Celastraceae
Product: vacuolar protein sorting-associated protein 55 homolog
Exons: 5
Coding region: 189-530 (113 amino acids)
Biological process (GO): late endosome to vacuole transport via multivesicular body sorting pathway
Cellular component (GO): endosome
Source: RefSeq, a predicted model, not a curated record